Messenger RNA from Salvelinus namaycush (lake trout), 804 nucleotides. RefSeq names its product testis-specific serine/threonine-protein kinase 6-like. Gene Ontology annotation, biological process: protein phosphorylation; microtubule cytoskeleton organization; intracellular signal transduction. Gene Ontology annotation, cellular component: cytoplasm. Gene Ontology annotation, molecular function: protein serine/threonine kinase activity; ATP binding; tau-protein kinase activity. The record is from RefSeq and is a predicted model, not a curated record. Bases 1 to 804 code for a protein of 267 amino acids. The transcript is spliced from 2 exons. NCBI's taxonomy places the organism in Eukaryota, Metazoa, Chordata, Actinopteri, Salmoniformes, Salmonidae.
AUGUGCAUGGAAAAAGUUCUGCGCGGGAUGGGCUACAAAUUGGGGGUGACAAUCGGCGAGGGAAGCUACUCCAAAGUCAAACUGGCAAGCUCCCAGAAACACAAUUCUGAGGUCGCCAUAAAAAUUGUGGGCCGCAAAAAGGCUCCUCACGAAUUGGUCCACAAGUUUCUACCCAGGGAGCUGACGCUUCUGAGGGAAGUGAGACAUGACAAUAUUGUCCAUGUGCACGAAUUCAUCGAGGUUUGCAACGGCCGACUAUACAUCGUGAUGGAAGCGGCAACAACGGACCUUCUCCAAAAAAUCCAAGAGGUAAAUUCCAUCCCCAUUGUCCAAGCCAAAACCAUGUUCUCCCAGAUUGUCAGUGCUGUGAACUAUCUCCAUCAACACAACAUCGUCCACCGAGACAUGAAAUGUGAGAAUGUACUGCUGACUAGGGACAACCAAGUCAAGAUCACGGACUUUGGUUUUGGGAGGUUUGCCAUGGGCUAUCCUGAGCUGAGCAGCACUUACUGUGGUUCCGCGACCUACGCCGCACCCGAGGUACUGCUUGGAGUUCCAUACGACCCCAAGAAAUAUGACGUGUGGCGCCUGGGUGUGAUUCUGUAUGUCAUGGUCACUGGGUGCAUGCCUUACGACGAUUCCAAUGUCCGCAAACUCCCUCGCGCUCAGCGCAAGGCCUUGGUCUACCUGGAUGACGUAACCGUGGAAGAGCCAUGCCAGCUGUUCAUUGCCUAUCUGUUGCAGUUCAGCCCUUCUUCCCGCCAGACAAUCCAACAGGUAGCAGAGCAGUCUUGGUUGCAAUAG